Messenger RNA from Aureobasidium pullulans EXF-150, 1142 nucleotides. Its product is annotated as RmlC-like cupin. The record is from RefSeq and is a predicted model, not a curated record. Bases 78 to 1142 code for a protein of 354 amino acids. NCBI's taxonomy places the organism in Eukaryota, Fungi, Ascomycota, Dothideomycetes, Dothideales, Saccotheciaceae. The transcript has a single exon.
CUUUUACCCACAACUUGACAAACUCACCUUCAUCGACAACCUCAUAGCUUUGAUUCUCACGCAGCAACACCGCAACCAUGCCCGUCCCCAUCCUUAGCGAACCUCCCGGCAAGCCCGACUCCAGCUAUGUCAUCCCCGUCUUCGGCGGUGAACUCUGGACAAUCCCCACCUCCAACAGCGUAAUGCGCAUGCUCGUCACCGAAAAAGAAUCAAAAGGCGACUUCGCCGUCGUCUCCACCGGCGGUCAACAAGACAACCCAAUCGGCUUCCACUACCACCGCGAAGCCCACGAUGUCUUCCUCUGCUUGAAGGGCAGCAUGAACGUCUGGGCCAACGAUGCCGCUCGCACUUUGCUCCCUGGCGAUUUCGCUUCCGUGCCUCCGAAUGUGGUGCAUCAGUAUCAGAUCCUGGGUUCGCAUACCGAGUUUGCCGGUCUCAUCGUUCCUGGAGGUUGGGAGGAGUUCUUCAGAUUCAUCGGAGAGCCUUUUGCUACUUCGCCUAUGGGUCCGCUGUUCCCUACCCGCGAUCACAGAAACCCGAUGGAGGUAUUGGUGCCCAAACUCAUGGCUGCAACUGAGAAAUUCGACAUGGUCCCUAAGCGUGACCACAAGGGUGCCGAGCCCAGCUUAUGCACAAAGGAAGACGACAAACUCUCCGGAGAAGCAACAACACCCUACUUCCUCAAAGCCGAUGCUGGACCCAGAUAUGCCGCAGGCGGUCUGCUGGUAAAACCUCUGUGCCAAAAGGCAGACUCGAAUGGCAAAUUCAGCAUUGCAAGAAUCGAGGGCUCAGAGACAAUCAAGGCACAGUACUUGGCUUACAACACCCUCAACUUCAAGACAUCGCACCACUGCUUCUUGGUCGACAUGGGAUCGUUCCGCUUGACUGUGAACAACCAGACUUCCACAAUCAGUGCUGGCGAGACCAUUUUCGUGCCUGCUGGUCAGGAGUUCACUCUGGAGGUCGCAAGCAGAUACUCUGCACUCUACGUCUUCACCAACGGAGGUGGUCUGGUUGAGUUCUUGGUUGGUAUGGGCAAGGAGUACCAGAGCCAGAUCAUUGCCGAAGAAUUCCCCACCGAUGUUGCAGAGGUGGACGGCCUGGCCGAGAAGGUCGGUGUAAAGAUUGGAGAGACUCUUUGA